This is a messenger RNA of Gadus macrocephalus (Pacific cod), 3129 nucleotides long. Its product is annotated as natural resistance-associated macrophage protein 2-like. Gene Ontology annotation, cellular component: plasma membrane. The coding region runs from base 518 to 2317 and encodes 599 amino acids. The transcript is spliced from 17 exons. Gene Ontology annotation, molecular function: manganese ion transmembrane transporter activity; iron ion transmembrane transporter activity; cadmium ion transmembrane transporter activity. The record is from RefSeq and is a predicted model, not a curated record. NCBI's taxonomy places the organism in Eukaryota, Metazoa, Chordata, Actinopteri, Gadiformes, Gadidae. Gene Ontology annotation, biological process: metal ion transport.
UUUGUCGCCCUCUAGUGGUAUUCUCCAGACAUGUCCUCCCUGAUUUUAUGAUUCUUUAUUUUAGUUUGGUAUAGUUUAUGCCGCGAGAGGGCGAUGUUAAUGUCAGGAGCCUCCUUCUAGUCGGGAACCAAAUGGGACAUUUUUUAAAAACGCUUCAUGGAUGUUAAAUCAAUUGGUCCGACUUCAGCUGUAAUUCGUUUAUGACGAAAAAUAAAUAUUGCCACAAGGCAAUACACCGGGAUCAUUCCAAGUAGGCCUAUACCGGGACAGUCCCAUGGACCUAUAAAGGACAGUACCAGUAUCUGGCAUUGCGUUGGAAUGUGACUUUGACCCCUCCCUCCAACCUGCUGCCCGGCUCAGUUCCAGAAAAGCUCUAACGCACCGAAGUCUCCGACGGACCAAGUCUCCUACAGCGCACUAGUUGAAUGGGGAAGCUAAACAGAUUGAACUCCAGAUAGUUAGGUAGUUGGUACCCGGAGUCACGUUGGAGUUCGGCUCGUUGGCCGAAGAAACAGAAAUGAAGAGAUUCAGAGGAGCGACCGCAAAGCUGUUCUCCUCCCGAAGAGCCGACAGUAAAUCCCAUCCUGAGAAUGUCCACAUCCCAUCACUCCCUCCCAGUGUUCCCAGCGACCAACCGCCCCCCCACCAAGCGGACAUGUAUGUGUGUGACGGCGUCAGCGCGUCGGCGGGGGAGCGGGAUGUGAUCCAGACCCACCACACCCACGCGGGCCCCCCCCCCGGGUUCCUCCAGGGGUCCGACGCUACGGUGGCCAGCACCUACUUCGACCAGAGGGUUCCUGUCCCAGAGGACCACGGCAGGAUGGGCUUCAGUCUCCGCAAGCUGUGGGCCUUCAGCGGGCCGGGCUUCCUGAUGAGCAUCGCCUACCUGGACCCCGGCAACAUCGAGUCGGACCUCCAGUCUGGGGCUAAAGCCGGCUUCAAGCUCCUAUGGGUGCUGAUGGGGGCCACCUUCAUCGGUCUGCUGCUGCAGAGACUCUCCUCUCGACUGGGCGUGGUCACAGGCAUGCACCUGGCCGAGGUCUGCCACCGCCAGUACCGUAAGGUUCCCCGUGUCGUGCUGUGGCUGAUGGUUGAGCUGGCCAUCAUCGGAUCGGACAUGCAGGAGGUCAUCGGGUGUGCCAUCGCCUUCCACCUGCUCUCCUCGGGCAGGAUCCCCUUGUGGGGCGGGGUCCUCAUCACCAUUUUGGACACCUUUGUCUUCCUCUUCCUGGAUAAGUAUGGUCUGAGGAAAUUGGAAGCCUUUUUCGGUCUGCUUAUAACAGUCAUGGCCAUAACCUUCGGAUAUGAGUACGUGACCGUGCGGCCGGACCAGGGCGAGCUGCUGAAGGGGAUGUUCUUGCCGUACUGUGAGGGCUGCGGGCCCGUCCAGCUGGAGCAGGCGGUGGGCAUCGUGGGGGCCGUCAUCAUGCCACACAACAUCUACCUCCACUCCGCCCUCGUUAAGUCCAGGGAGGUGGAUCGGUCCAGCAAGAAGGACGUUAAAGAGGCCAACAAGUACUUCUUCAUCGAGUCGUCCAUGGCGCUGUUCGUCUCCUUCCUGAUCAACGUGUUUGUGGUGGCGGUCUUUGCUGAGGCCUUUUACGGACGCACCAACGCAGAGGUGCACAAUGUCUGCAAUGCGACUGGAAGCCCCCACGCCCACCUCUUCCCGGUGGACAACCAGACCCUACAGGUGGACAUCUACAAAGGGGGUGUGGUGCUGGGCUGUUUCUUCGGCUCCGCAGCGCUCUACAUAUGGGCUGUGGGCAUCCUGGCAGCGGGCCAGAGCUCCACCAUGACUGGGACCUACUCUGGCCAGUUUGUCAUGGAGGGCUUCCUGGACCUGCGCUGGUCGCGUUUCGCCCGGGUCCUGCUGACCCGCUCCCUGGCCCUCACCCCCACCCUGCUGGUGGCCGUCUUCCAGGACGUCCAUCGCCUGACGGGAAUGAACGACUUCCUGAACGUCCUCCAGAGCAUACAGCUGCCCUUUGCCCUCAUCCCCAUCCUGACCUUCACCAGCAUGCCGGCGCUGAUGGGCGACUUCGCCAACGGACGGCUGCUGAAGGCCGGCGGCGGGAUCCUGAUUCUGGGCGUGUGCUGCAUCAACAUGUACCUGGUGGUGGUGUACGUCAGCGCGCUCAACAGCGCGUGGCUCUACGCCGUGGCCUCGCUCCUCUCCAUCACCUACCUGGCGUUCGUCGGCUACCUGACCUGGCUGUGUCUGAUUGCCCUGGGCAUGUCCGGUCUGUACCCCUGCUCCCAGGACAGGACCGACACCACCGUCCUCAUCGAGCAGCCAGGAGAGGCUGACUCCUGACAGUCCCGUCACCCUCACCCUACGCCUGUCAACGAGGGCCCCUUUCCUGGAAACACAGCCCUGGCAGAGGCCCGUCAGAGGUCACGUGAUACAGACCCUGAAGCCCAGCCAUACUUAAGGCUCCGCAGUGCAGGGGGACGACUCCACAGCCGGGGGCCAUGAGGGGAAGUGUGUUGUGGAUGAAGGGCGUGGGGCUGUAAAUAAACACCGGACAUGAUGGAGAACUAGGAACACAGAACCACGCCGCCAGCUCCAUGGACGGUUUGUCUACCGAUGUCCCCCGCCCCUAAACAUCUUCUGUCACGCUGCACGAAGUCAUGCAUCAGUGCAAAUCGAUUACUUUGCAUCAGAUCGGUCUUAUGGUCCACAGUUCAGUUUCUGUCAAACAUUGUUGUUAUAAUCUUGGGUAAGUGAACUCCAAUCACCCAUUUUUAUGAAUUUUUAUUUUAUGUAGACUAUCAUUGUACUGUAUGCCAUAAUAUUUAGUCGUCUUUUAUGUCUAGCAUAAAAAAUACAUACGUCCUACAUCAAAAUGUGUGUUAAUGUGGUCAUUUUUGUUUUAUGUCUAAUUCUGUUUAUGUGUUAAUGUAGGUAAUUCUGGUUUUCAUUUCUAAGAUGUGUUUUGUUGAUUAUUUAUAGCUGUGACCCCAAUGGUGUGAAAUAUUUUUUUUGAUGGAUUUGUUUGUACGCUAUAUUGAUGUUAGAAUACAGAAAGAUAUGGUAUUUAUCGUAACUCACGUAUGUGAUAGUUCACAAGUUGGAAGACAUGGAAUUGUAAAUAUUGUAAAAUAAAAGAGUGUGUCUAAUUGCAC